AUGCACAAAGGCUCUAGCAACGACCCGGCCAUCAGCAUCACCCUAAAAUUCCCAGAUCCAACCCUGAACUUUCCCUUGGCGCAUGAUUCUGCGUCGCUUUGUAGCAGCCAAAGAAGCCUCUUUGUCCCCUCAGUGUCGCGGACUGCAAAGUCUGUGUUUUCCAUGCGCCUAGAUGCGGAAUCUGAAUUGCGUUUACAGAAGACUGACAGAAUCGUUAUAAAGGAAGUGUCGAUCCCCGACUGCAGUGUCGAUCGCCGCCUAUAUUCAGCGCGGGCGAAAAAUAAGGAGAGUACUUUGUCCGAGGGCAAUCACAUGCAGGCACCGAUGGCCGGUCUAAGCCACGUUCACCAAUUCAGUCCCAGUCCAGUCGCGUCCGAAUUCGUUGCUGCGGGGUCUGGGCCUGAGUGCGACUGGCUGUGCAGAUAUGGACGAUGGCGUAGAGGACUCGCCCAACACACUGGAUACGACAAACUGCUGCACAAGAGGCCCAUGAACACGACCAUAUCCUCUACGAACACGACCAUAUCCUCUGUGGAUCCCUGGUCUUCACCCCUGGACAUGGAGUCGACCAUGACACAGGUGGAUAAUGCCGCUGAUGCCAACUACAACGAUAUGGGGCUCAUUGAGGAUGAAUUCGCCGAGUGCGAUGAAGUCCACCGUCUUGGUGACCAAGCGAACAUCCCGAGGCUUUCUCCGGCGGGAAGCAACUUUGAGAUGAUCAGUUCGAUGGACACGCCAAUAUCGCCGCGCACUCUCGCAAGCCCCUGCGGGAGUUCGGACUUUGAAAUGAUCCCGCAGUCGCCAUCCAUUUCCUGGCUUUACGAUGGAGCACCCUCGGACACAUUGUCGCAGCACCAUCUCUCUUUAUUGAUCAACCCUCGGACUACAAGCAUGAUUAAGUCGGUGAGCUCGCCGGGAUGUCUCAUAACGAGCGGUCCGUCAUUGUUUUCUCCGCCACCGGUGCACUUUCACCAAAAGUUUUUCGAGUCGCGCCGUAUCAACAUGUCGCCCUUCAGGAGCUCGAGCGAUCCGCCAGCUGCGGCUAAGGAUAAUUGUCUACACGCGUAA
Molecule: messenger RNA, 1068 nt
Organism: Kickxella alabastrina
Lineage: Eukaryota; Fungi; Kickxellomycota; Kickxellomycetes; Kickxellales; Kickxellaceae
Exons: 1
Coding region: 1-1068 (355 amino acids)
Source: RefSeq, a predicted model, not a curated record